Molecule: messenger RNA, 287 nt
Organism: Cylindrotheca closterium
Lineage: Eukaryota; Bacillariophyta; Bacillariophyceae; Bacillariales; Bacillariaceae
Source: the annotation of a GenBank genome assembly
AUGCAGUUUAUUCAAAGCCGCAGAAUUGAAAGAGAUCCGUUUGGUUUGUCAUCAUGGACAGUGGUUAAUGGUGAACUCAUGCAUGGACUACGACAAGCUGAGAAAGAGCUCAAUAUGCACACUAACAUGGGCAGCAGAGUUCUCGAUGAAGAAGGGUUUCUAGGAAGAUUUCCGCCUCCAGUCUAUUAUGAUGAAGACGGAAUUGCCAAUGUACUUGCUAUGCGCGAGAUGAUUGCUGCGGGAUACCGCAUUACCAUGGAUACUGAUUUUGACAAUGCCUUUGUUGU